CGCCGGAAGUAAAUAAACUGUUGAAUCGCAAAAUAAGGAGAAAUAAUUCAUUGUCGUCCUGUCAAUGGAUUCCGAGGAAGAAAUCGGCCAUGAUGGCAGCCUUAAUGCCUCAUUAGAUGAUAGCAAUAAUGAGAUAGCUGUGAAUCAAGAUAAUGAGGAAGAGGCUGCAGAAGUUCACAAUGAAGAGGAAGAAAUGGAGCAUGAUAGGAGCAGGUCUCCCUCACCUGCAGCCAGUGAUAGAUCCAUUAGCUCCCCUAAACGUACAGAGAACUUGAGCAGAUCCCCAUCCCCCACACACAGCAGAUCAGCCAGCCCCCAGUCAAACCGAAGCAGGUCUCCCGGAAGUCAAGGGUCAAGGUCACCAGCUCACAGUGCACCCGCAUCUCCCGAAGGCAGCGGUCCACAUUCACCAGCAAACAGUUGCCCCGCCUCACCUGAGGUGAGUGGGCCGAGGUCACCAGACGAAGAGCCUAAAUCUCCUGACUACAGUGGUGCAAGUGACCAAAAUUCUCCAGGUCAGUCACCUGUGAGGGAAAUUGAGGAUACUCCUCAGUCACCAAGAGAAAACAUGUCAAGGGAAGCUUCACCUGCCGGCAGUAGGUCCAGAUCUGGCAGCAGAGACAGAAGCGCCCCCGCAUCUCCGGCAGGAUCGGCCAGGUCAAGGUCCCCCUCACCUUCAGGGUCAAAUCAAAGAUCCAGGUCACCGUCCCCGGCAGCGUCCGACCCCAGGUCCCGCUCAGCAUCCCCUGCAGGAUCCAACCAGAGGUCAAGGUCACCUUCACCAGCUGGGUCAAAUCAAAGAUCUCGGUCCCCCUCACCAGCAGGGUCAAAUGUAAGGUCGAGGUCACCGUCUGUUGCUGGUUCAAAUUCUAGGUCAAGAUCUAGAAGUCCGGCUAGCGUACGCAGUGGAAGUCCAAAAUCUGCACCUUCUAGUCCAAAGAGGGAACUGUCAAAAUCUCCUUCACGCUCUAGGUCUGGGUCCCCGAACAGAUCAAGAUCCGGAUCACCCAAUAGAUCUCGUUCUGGGUCACCCAACAGGAGUCGCAGCAGAUCAGGAAGUCCUAGGUCACCCCCUGUCAGUCCUGUUGGGAGUGGUGCCCGCAGUCGUUCGGGCUCACCGCGAGUGUCAAGGUCGCGGAGCAGAUCUGGGUCACGCAGUCGCUCUGGCUCUAGAGCAGGUUCCAGGUCGCGGAGCAGGUCCGGCUCCCCGGCCCAUUCCAGAUCCAAAAGUAGGUCACGGUCUGCCUCGCCGGCUCGCUCAAGGUCCAGAAGCAAGUCUGGCUCUCGUGGUGGGUCGAGGAGUAGGUCAAGGUCAGGAUCUAGGCGCAACUCACGUUCAAGAAGCAGAUCUGGGUCAAGAGCACGAUCGCAAGGAAAAGGAAGUGGGGAUGAAGGAGAUAAAGAGCAAGAUGAGUUGAUUGCAGACAUCUUUGGCUCAAGUGAUGAAGACGAGGAGUUUGAGGGUUUUGAUGCCAGCGAAGUGCCGAAGAAAGAGAAGAAAAAGAAAGCAGCUAUAAAGUCAGAUGAUGAAGAUGAUCAAGGGGCAUCAGGCAUCCCUGAUGAAGGUGAAGCAGGGGCGGUGGCGGAUGGGUCAGAUGAUGAGAACAUGGAUGAAGCCAGAAAAAGUGGAGACGGCGAUGGGAUGUUUGUCUCUGACUUUGAUUUGAUGAUGGCGAAGAAGAAAGAAGAGAUGCAGCGCCAGCGCAGGAAAAGGAAAGAUGUUGAUCUGAUUAAUGACAAUGAUGACCUUAUUGCUGACCUGAUUGUCAAAAUGAAAGAAGCUGCUAAUCAAGACAGAGAACUAAAUCAAAAGAAAGAGGUGUGUACAAAAAAAAUCAAGAUGCUCCCCUAUGUUUGCAACCAGCUCAAGAAGUCAGACCUUCAUGGCAUUUUUUUAGAAUCUGGAAUUCUUAGUGCUAUGACGGAAUGGCUUGCACCUUUACCUGACAAAAGUUUACCACACCUCAAUAUUAGAGAAAGUUUUUUCAGAAUAUUACAACAGUUUCCUUCUAUGCAUGCGGACAUGUUGAAAUCAAGCGGCAUUGGAAAGGCUAUUAUGUAUUUAUAUAAACACCCAAGGGAGACAAAAGAAAACAAGGUCAUAGCAGGGAAACUCAUCAAUGAGUGGUCCCGUCCAAUCUUUAACUUAACGUCCAACUACAAAAACCUGUCCAAGGAAGAAAGAGAACAGAGAGACUACGAGCAGCUGCCUAAGAAACGCAGGACAAGCUUGGAAGGAGGACAGACACCAAAAAGAGAUAUUGACAAAGCUUUAGCCGGAGAGAAAAAAGCAUUACGCCCCGGUGAUCCUGGGUGGAUCUACAGAGCUAGAGUUCCCAUGCCAUCCAAUAAAGAUUAUGUAGUUAGACCUAAAACAAACUCAGAAUACCAACCUCCACAAAAAAGUUCUUCAAAAAAAGAAAUUGGUCGUUAUGAGAAACAUAAGCGUGCAUUUUUAGAAAGAAAGAAAUUCGCUAAAACUAUGAAGGCAGUAACGAUAAGUAUUGAAGGCCGCAACAUGGCUUUAUAAUGUUCUGUGAAAUACUUGUUUGGAAGACCGUAACUUUGAUUGAUAAUCUGUGAAAUACUUGUUGAAUCAAAAGCCCUCUUUAAGGGGAAGCUCAGCUGGUGGUUGUGGGAGAAGGUUUGAGGAAUGAUUUACAGUGGCGAUUCCAUUUGUUUAUGUUUUAAAUCAUUUUGUUUUUUUAUAUAUAAUUUGGUUAAUGUUUGUUUUAAGAAGUCGAUCCAGCGUUUUCAACAAAUUAAAACUGUAUUUAUCUAUCUUUGGUUUUUUAAAUGUUUAAAACUACUGUAGUAUUGUUGUUGUUUAAACUGAUAUGGCAGUUACAAAAGUUGAUGUUCAUCUUCUGAAGGAUCUUGUAAACACAAAUAAAUUUAAAAUAAAAAGUUUUGGCUUUGUUAUUUAAAGUUAGAUGCAGUGCUUUGUUUUUAAAAUCACUUUUUAUGUCUGCAUUUAUAGUUUUCAAUACUAUUUUAACAUUGUUUUGGUAUGUGUCCAAUUUCUAUUCCAUAUCUAAAGUAUCUGUGAAUAUCUUUUGCUCUCCUAUUUUAAAGCUGCAUAAAUAGUUUAAACUAUCUAUAUGGAAAUAUUUUGCUUUUUCAAGAAACAAAACAACGAAAAUUUUUAACCAUCUAGUACUAUUUCUAGCCUUGUUAAAUUUGCUUAUAAUUUUUUGCAUGCAAGUUUGUUUGAGUGAAAAAUAUGGUAUGUAUUUAAAAAAAUGUAAAAAAACAAAUUUGUUUUUUUCCAAAUAAACCACUGUGUGUCAUGCCAUCUUUCAGGUAUAAUCUCAUCAUGUAUACAUUUCUUUAAAAUUUUGUGGGGUGGUACAUCUCCAGAUAAAAGGGAAAUUGUUGAACAUUGAUAGUCAACAUUACAAGUUACAUUAGUCAUAAAAAGGUAUUUUGGUUUGUAUAUUCGUUUUUUUUGUGUGUUAUUGUUCAUUGAAACUGGUGAAAAGUUUUGUAGUCAUACAUUUUUUUUAUAGUGUAAAUGUGGGUAUAUACGUUGGAUGGUGUCUCUGAUUAAAUAUUUAAACCUUACUAAAUCUUCAUUAAAAAAGCUUCAUUAAAGAUGAAUGUUCACUUUUCAACCA
Molecule: messenger RNA, 3617 nt
Organism: Physella acuta
Lineage: Eukaryota; Metazoa; Mollusca; Gastropoda; Physidae
Product: IWS1-like protein
Biological process (GO): poly(A)+ mRNA export from nucleus
Cellular component (GO): nucleus
Source: RefSeq, a predicted model, not a curated record